Microthlaspi erraticum is the source of this 1311-nucleotide messenger RNA. The record is from the annotation of a GenBank genome assembly. NCBI's taxonomy places the organism in Eukaryota, Viridiplantae, Streptophyta, Magnoliopsida, Brassicales, Brassicaceae.
AUGCCUUUGCCGAUAUUCUCGUCGCGGUUACAGUGUUCGUCUUCGUAUUCGUCGCGAUCUUCGUUUCCUCGGCCCAAGCCACGGAUCGAUCCUAGCUCGACCUUAAUCCCAGGCUUAUCCAACGAUAUCGCGAGGCUGAUUCUCUCCUCCGUCCCUUACCCUCACAUCUCUCGCCUCAAAUCGACCUGCAAAUCAUGGUACGCUUUCCUCUCCUCCAAAACCCUAAUUUCACUCCGCCAUAGACGAGACGGCAACAACAGCAACAACACCACCCUCUCGCAACUCCUUUGCAUCUUCCCGCAGGAUCCUUCGAUUUCGCCUCCGUUUCUCUUCGAUCCCGUGACUCGCUCCUGGCGAUCACUUCCCCUCAUGCCCUGUAACCCCCACGUCUACGGUCUCUGCAAUUUCGUCGCCGUAGCUCUCGGACCUCACGUUUACGUCCUCGGUGGAUCCGCUUUCGACACCAGGUCUUUCCCUCUCGAUCGUCCUCUGCCUACUUCUUCCGUAUUCCGUUACAAUUUCGUGAAAUCGAUUUGGGAGCGGCUCGCUCCGAUGCGGACUCCACGUGGAAGCUUCGCCUGCGCUGCGAUUCCUGGCUCGUCGGAUAAGAUCAUCGUUGCCGGAGGAGGAUCGCGGCACACGUUGUUUGGUGCUGCUGGAAGUAGACUGAGCUCGGUUGAAAUGUAUGAUGUUGAGAAAGAUGAGUGGAGAGAAAUGGACGAAUUGCCUAGGUUUAGAGCAGGAUGUGCUGGUUUCAUUGUCGGGAAUGAGAAGGAGAAGGAGGAAGAUAGAGAGUUCUGGGUAAUGGGUGGAUAUGGCGGAUCAAGAACUGUUUCUGGGAUUCUUCCUGUUGAUGAGUAUUACAAAGACGCAGCAGUGAUGGAUUUGAGAGUGAAAGGUGGUGAUAAAUGGAGAAAUGUUGGAGAUAUGUGGGGGGAAGGAGAGAGAGCUAAGCUAGGGAAGAUUGUCUCUGUUGAUUGUGGAGGGAAGAGUGAGUUUUUCAUGUUGGAUGGGGAUUGGAUUCUUAGGUACGAGAUGGGUGUGAAUCGUUGGAAGAAGGAAUCGAGUUUGCCGAAGAAAGCUUCGUACGAUAAGCCAGUUGGUUUCGUUGCAGUGAACGGUGAAUUACAUGUUAUGAUUCUCUUGGAUGGAUAUAGUCUGAUGGAUGCAAGGCAACAGAGCAAUGCUGGAUCUUUGAUGAUUCAUGUGUAUGACCCGAAGAAGAAAACUUGGAGAUCAGUCGUUGCUAAGCCGCCGUUUAAUCACCAGCUCGAUUUCAGGACUACGGUUAUGUGCACCAUACGAUUGUAG